UUCCGUUCUGCUUAUAAUUUAGGAAAAACGUUGUAUGGUCUUAUUUAAGCAAAAACUGUCAUUUGGGUAAAGAAGAAAAAAAACUGAUUAUAAGGAUAUUACACAAAAAGAAGAUGCUGUCAACAACAUUAAUCUUUGCAACAUUGUUGUUAAGCGUCCGGGCUACUGACGAAUGUGGGGGUAGUUGUACAUCUACUCAAGUAUGUGCAGAUGGAACAUGUAUAAAUACAUCGGACUUGGUAAAAUGUGGUUCAUGGACUUCUGUGUAUUACUGCCACAAGGGUUACGAGUGCUGUGGCUAUCAGGGUUGCAUGCCAGCGGGUAAUGUAUGUUGUCAACCGUUGUCCCAUUGUCCUACCGGUCAUACUUGUUGUGGGUUGUUUUAUUGUUGUGAAGCUGGAACUUUUUGUGAUGAUGAAAAUGGGAGGUGUGUCUUAGAUAAGUAUUCAACUCGAAAACCGUCCACAACAAGAUCGGUUGAAACGACAACAUCUUCUAAAACAGCAAGAACAUUAUAUCCGACAACAAAAGCAAGAACAUCUUUUCCCACAGAACCAAGGACGCGAUAUCCAACAAUUAAAUCUACGGACUGGUUCAGUGAUUACACAACAAGAACACGAUAUCCAACAAUUAAAUCUACGGACUGGUUCAGUGAUUACACAAGAACACGAUAUUCAACAGAUAAGACUACGAGAUGGUUCAAUGACUACACAACCAAGAGCUCAUUCCGAACAUCAUAUACAAGUAACAGUACGUUUCGGUGGUGGUAUGGUUUAAUAGCCUGCGUAGCUGUAUUAAUUGUGGGAAUCAUCGUCAUUGCUGUCAUAUGUAACCGUAGAAACUCUGGAGUAAAAGCGUCAAGUCAGUCAGGUAACGGCGGAGUAGUGCUAGGUGCUCCGGUCCAGACCUAUGGGCAAACGCCUGGAAAUAACAUGCCUGUGACAGCACCAAAUACUGGUCUUACGGUGCCAGGGAAUUCUGGCAGUGAUGGAACGGUGCGAAGCGCUUCGGCCAACACCUAUGGGCAAUCGCCUGGAAAUAACACGCCUAGAAUGGUACCAAAUACUGGUGUUACUGCACAAACAAAUGGACAUCCGCAGAAACGAAGCAUAGCGGUCUUCGUUGUGAGAAAGAAAGGUGUUCAGGCACAGACAAAUAAUAAACCGCCAAACGAAAGCACAGCUUUUGUGAUUACAAAAAAUGGUGUAUGAUUGUCAGAUAAGUCAUAAUAAAUGGAACACAGUACCUCCACUACGCGAUAUGCCGAUUUUAAAAUAAAGAAAUCCAUUAAUACUUCGUUUAAACAGUAUUUAAUUCAGUGUUUAUGUACAUGUAUGCAAACAAUCACAAACAAUCUAAGGAUUUGAAAACACGCUUUCAAAGAAAGCUUCCUUGAAGUCUAUUUCCAAAGAUAUAUACGGUGUAAAAUGUAUACUAACUCGUACUUGUAUUAACGCAGUGUUUUCAUUUAUUUUUUCGGCGCAGCCAUAUUCAUCUCGUUUUCAUGAACUACAUUGUGAAGGUUAUUUUUUUUAAUAUCAUAUAUUUCUAUUUUUACAUGGAGAGGAGGAAAAACAUAUAUUUGGUAAAUUGGUGCUUUUACAUGAUGAAUUUGAACAUUUUAGCUACAAUCUCUACAUGUCGUGCAAAAGUGUCCGGAAACGGGAGUUUUACUCGUUUUUAUCAUGAAAAGAACGGAAUCGACAGGCUGAAAAUAUCACAUGAUGAAGUGCUUAGUAUAUGCAAUAUAUCAGCUCUACACUUUCCUGAGAUUUCUCAAAACUGAACUUUUUUUUUACUUUUUUAGCACUGGUAUCGGCGCAAAUUUGUGGUCUUUUUGAACUUACUGUCCCAUGCUUGCGAAUAAAAUGCAGUUUUCGCCAUUUUUUCCAGUGUGGAUAAAGAGCUCUUGAAAACAAGGGUAGUCUCGCCAGACAUGAAAAAUUGGAAACCGUAGUAAAGAGUCCACGUAUGUGGUGAAUUUUAUAUAGAAAACAGUUGAGAAUCCGUAUACAGUUCAACCUAUUAGACGGAAGGUUUUCGUUCCAUAUAAAUCGAGAAGAUAAAACGGAAUGCUUCACUUUUUUGGUUGAAAUAAAUCGUUUGUACCAGACCAUAGAUCCCUUUCAUAACCGAUCUCAAAGUCAAGUUCUUUCAAGGGCAACACUUGCCAAAUGUAUACAUACCUUAUUUUCCUGCUGCACUGCCUUUAUUUCUUAUUCAACAACGGAAAGAUUAACCAUUUUUAUUAGCUCACCUGAACCUUAUUUAAGGUGAGCUGUUAGUACAAGUGGA
Mercenaria mercenaria is the source of this 2295-nucleotide messenger RNA. RefSeq lists its product as uncharacterized. The coding region runs from base 114 to 1211 and encodes 365 amino acids. The transcript has 7 exons. The record is from RefSeq and is a predicted model, not a curated record. Lineage: Eukaryota; Metazoa; Mollusca; Bivalvia; Venerida; Veneridae.